AUGAAAUCUGAAUUAAGCAAUUUAAAAGCAAAAUGCACAGUCUUAGAAAAAGAAAAUAUCCAUUUAAAAGAAAAGUACAAAUCACAAGAAAUAGGUUUCAGAAAAACAAUCAAAGACCUCGAAAUCACAAUUAAAGACCUUGAAGCAGAACUCAGAAAUAACGAAAUAAAGUUUAAAGCAGAAUGUAAAGAACUU
Molecule: messenger RNA, 195 nt
Organism: Racocetra persica
Lineage: Eukaryota; Fungi; Glomeromycota; Glomeromycetes; Diversisporales; Gigasporaceae
Source: the annotation of a GenBank genome assembly